Pseudopipra pipra is the source of this 1143-nucleotide messenger RNA. Its product is annotated as feather keratin B-4-like. Gene Ontology annotation, cellular component: intermediate filament. The coding region runs from base 30 to 368 and encodes 112 amino acids. The transcript has a single exon. The record is from RefSeq and is a predicted model, not a curated record. Gene Ontology annotation, molecular function: structural constituent of cytoskeleton. NCBI's taxonomy places the organism in Eukaryota, Metazoa, Chordata, Aves, Passeriformes, Pipridae.
CCCUCCCAGGGCCCCUCCACACCACACCCAUGGCCUGCUACGACCUCUGCCGCCCCUGCGGACCCACCCCGCUGGCCAACAGCUGCAACGAGCCCUGUGUCAGGCAGUGCCAGGACUCCACCGUCCUCAUCCAGCCCUCCCCCGUCCGCGUCACCUUCCCAGGGCCCAUCAUGACCUCCUUCCCCCAGAGCUCCUUCGUCGGAUCCACCGCAGGGGCUGCCCUGGGCACGGAGCUCAACGUCCAGGGACAGCCCAUCUCCGGCGGCUUUGGGGCCGGAGGCUACGGCCUGGGCUAUGGCCGUGGCUUUGGCUACGGCCUGGGAGGCCUGGGCUGCUACGCCAACAGGGGCUGCUCUGGCAUCUGCUGAGGCCCCAAACAACUGCCCCAACAACAACUACCCAUGACCUGGAAGUCAGCACAAGUAACAGGGAUCCAUCUUCGUGCCCAGGCUCUCCAAUGGGCUCAGCACUUCCAGCUCCUGCUCUCAGGGCUCCAAGCAAGGAAGCACCCAAGGGCCCAGCCCGCACUGCCUGCAAACAUGGCCCAGCUCCCUCCUCCUCUUCUCUCCCUUCCUUCUCUUCAAUGCCCCUUUGGCUCUGGCCAGUCCCCUCUGCUGCAAACACCUUCUCACAAGCCACACACCAUCAGGUACCUCUGCUGGGCUGCUUCCAACAAGGGGAGCAGCAAGACCUGGGGACUCUGCAAAAUCUCCUGCAAGGGAGGGACCUCAGCUGAUGGUCGCCCUUCUUGCACCUCAGACCGGAUCCCUUCCUCUGGCCGCUCCUUUCUUUUUACUCUUUAGUCUCAAUAAAGUUCUCCUGCAUCACAGCCUCUCAUGACUCCUCUUCAUUUGUUCUUCCAGUGGUCUCACAGCAUCACUUGACAAAAAGCCAGGGAUGAGCUGGCCCUGGGCAAGGUGGAACAGGGCCACAGGACCCAUUUAAACAAAUGUGCCACCAGCACUAACACACAGACUGGAGCAGGGUGGGGGCCCUUCCAGAACAUGGGACAAACCCAUCACCUGCUACACCAAAGGCUUCCACACAACACUGCUCUUACCUGUGCACACCACACCAAAGGCACUGUGGUCCAGCACACACUGCACAAACUCUCUUCCCCAGCAGGACUCUUCAGCCCUCCCA